Trypanosoma rangeli is the source of this 471-nucleotide messenger RNA. Its product is annotated as solute carrier family 30 (zinc transporter), member 2. The record is from RefSeq and is a predicted model, not a curated record. Gene Ontology annotation, molecular function: zinc ion transmembrane transporter activity. The coding region runs from base 1 to 471 and encodes 156 amino acids. The transcript has a single exon. NCBI's taxonomy places the organism in Eukaryota, Euglenozoa, Kinetoplastea, Trypanosomatida, Trypanosomatidae. Gene Ontology annotation, cellular component: plasma membrane. Gene Ontology annotation, biological process: zinc ion transmembrane transport.
AUGCAGAGGGAGGCCGAGGGGCUGCUGCGCCCCGGCGGUGCAGCGCAAGCGGGCUACGCCAGCAACGGGCUGCGGCACGAUAGCCUCAGUCCGACGCCGAACGAACGCGUCGCCAUUGAAAAUGUUCUCAACACCACCGAAGAGCGGCGGCGGCGUGAGGCCAAAGUUUUGUACGGUGCCCUCAUCUUCUGCUUUGUGUUCAUGGUGCUGGAAUUUGGCUCGGGCGUCCUUGCCCACUCCUUGGCUCUCCUGACGGAUGCCGCCCACCUGAUGAUCGAUGUGGGGGCGUACGGGCUGAGCAUCAUGAGCCUCAAGGCGGCAUCCAAGGCGUCCUGCGGGAAGUACAACUACGGCUGGCACCGCGUGGAGGUGAUCGGGACACUUGUCUCCGUUUUCUCCAUCUGGGCGCUGUUGUUUGUGCGGAGCGUGACCCGCGACCCCAUUGUGGAUGCCGGCCUGCGCAUACGUUAG